ACUUCAGUUUUAUUUAUGGGAACACAUGUUGUGCAGGGGGUAUUAUCUGUCUUGUUGAUUUGACGGAUUUAAUAGGUCGGUAAUUUAUAGUUGCCGUGUCGUGGUGUAGCUAAUUGAACUUAACAUCGACUUUAACACAUGAAGCACACCUGAAAAUGAACAGUAGCGCUCGAUAGUUCCGUCUGAAUCACUACAAUCGAUUUUAGACAUUGAUAAUAUGACUGAAAACACUUUCUCUCUGUAGCCACAAAUGUUGUGUGUUUUUUCAAGUUGAGGUGUUUUUAAGGAAGUAGAAGUCUGGAAAGUUACCUUGAAAGAGUGUUUGCGCUUGCCGUGUCUGUGAAUGACAGGAGAGCUGUGGGUUUGCCAGCUCGCGCACUGACGCACGGGUGACCAUUCAGCUGCGCGGGGUGCUGCGAGAGUAUCAGUUCAGUUCGGGCACUCCGGAGCUCGUGAGGUACGGUUGUAAUGUUGGGCUCCGAGGACCACGGAGAGAUUCGCAAACGAAACGCCACCGGAAUGAAGCGGCCUUUCAGCCCUGCUGAAGAUGAAACGCAACUGACCAGGGACGAGGGCGUGUCCUCUGACGGGGUGGAGUUUACGGGACAGGAUGCCCCGCCCACCAGCGCACGUUCGAAGCGGGAACGCAAACACAGGUCGUACACGCUCUGUGAAGUGUGCAACAUUCAGCUGAACUCUGCAGCACAAGCACAGAUACACUACAAUGGCAAAACACACCAGAAACGGCUCAAACACAUAAACAACAAUAACACAGGUACGGCUGCUCAGGGGAGCCCCCUGCUGGCCUCAUUACCGCUGCAGGGUCGCCCACUCCAAACACCUCUGGACUUGAAAAACUUCCUGCCGUUCCGCCUCAGCGGUUCUUCUCCUCUCAGCCUCUUCCCAAACUUCAACACUAUGGACCCUGUGCAAAAAGCAGUGAUAAACCACACGUUUGGUGUUCCUCAGUCCCUAAAGAAAAAACAGGUCAUCUCGUGCAAUAUCUGCCACCUGCGCUUCAACUCCACGAAUCAAGCUGAAGCUCAUUAUAAAGGCCAUAAACACGCUCGUAAGCUAAAGGCUUUAGAGGCUCAAAAGAACAAACAGCAGAGACGACAACUCGACAGUGCACAUCAUAACCGAGACAGAGAGCGAGAGAAGGAUCGUGAGAGGGACAGGGAGAGAGACGGUGACAGACUGAAAACCAAUGCUCUGGAUGGACUUACUGUCCAGACGGAUGACAGCGCAACUGAGGGACUUGCAGUCUGUGACUCUGACUCUGUCGUGAGGAUGGACGAUGCUCACUCCAGUUCGGUGGUCUUAACACCUAUAUCAGAGGUGUCAUCUGCAGACCUGUCUGUUUCUUCCCCUCACUCUCAGCAUACAGACAGCUCGCUGGAUCCUGCUGGUGCCACCGGCGAGACGGGCGCCCAGCAGGACAGCCCUGCGGGGGAAACACAGGCAGAGAAGGACCCCAAAAAGACCAAACAACAUCUGCACUGCCCCGUCUGUAAAGUUACAGUCAACUCCACCACUCAGAUGGAGGCUCAUAAUAGUGGUACCAAGCAUAAACUAAUGUUGGAUGGACAAAGUGUUGUGCCACGACGGCGAGGAAAAGCAAUGUCCCGUCCCUCGUGUAAAAGCAAGCGAUUGGCCAGUAAGGGAAGUGUGGGCGUGGCCAGCAAGAGCUUCUACUGUGAAGUUUGCGAGAUCCAUGUUAACUCUGAGACUCAGCUUAGCCAGCACAUGAACAGUCGAAGGCAUAAGGAUAGACUGGCUGGAAAGCCUCCAAAGCCCAAGUUCAACCCUCACACAAAGAGCCAGCCUACCUCAGCAACACUGCAGGGCAUCCGGUGGAACGGUUAUGCGAGUAGUGCGGUGUCUGCAAUGAAGAAAGUUAUCAACCAGUGCAAUCUGUCCUCUCUGACCUCACAGACUAAGCUGGUUCUACAGAAGCAAUUGACUAAAAAUUUGACCGCCAGCUUCUUGCCCUCCCACCUAACUCAGCCCACCCUCUGCGCUAUGGCAGCCAAUCCGCUCGCACUCCGUCACCCACCUGGCACUACUUUUAUUCAGACGCCAAUCCUCGGCCCCGCCCUCUUUCGGCCAGCGCCCGGACCUCUGAGAGCCACGCACACCCCCAUCAUUUUUUCCCCAUACUGAGCACCCAAAAUACAAAGCCACCGAGCUCAUUCAACAAGGGUGCACGUUCACAUGAUUUAGUCUUACGAUCUAUUCUCAGUAUUCUCCGUGCUUCUCUCUCCAAGCUACACAUAUACACACGUAUAUAAAACACAAAAACGCAACAAUCCCCAUAGUGUUCCCUAUAACCCUUAAAGACUGUGCCCUAUACGGGCCACUCUUGAACUAUGCAGCAAAGGGAGAGACUUGGAGAGAUAGAGAGGGAAAGCAUGAGAUACUGUAUUAUAAUCCCACAUUCAGAAGGAAGAGCCGUAUAUGGGAGGGGCCUCAGUGCAAACACCAGCCCACUAUGCAGAUUAACGCUUGAUUGACAGGACACACUGUCCUAAGUAGAACUGAUAAGGGAAUGGAAAAGAAUCUCUAUAAGAUGGAUAUUUAGCUUUGAUUUAAGUAUGUGUCAUUAUAUUAAUCAGGUUUUAUUAUAUAAUAUAAUUUAUUAGAGAAAGCCAAUUUUAGAGACCUAUAACUGCUUUAGCUGUUCGUACGUUUAGUGAUGAAAUGCAAACAUCCCUUUACUUGAUGCUUUUUUAUUUUUUUUGUCCGUUUUCAUGUCAUUCCACGUACAUGCAUGUCUGUAUUCACAGAUUUCGAGUAACCUCAUCCGACCGGCUUCUCUUACAAACACAAACCUCACUCGUCCGCCGGUUUACAGCUGCUAAAGCUCACUGUCAUGGGUAAUCACACAGUAAUACUGAGUGUGAGUCUAAUACGAGAAGGUGACAAUUUCGUAGCACAGCAACGCUGUAAUUCAAACACACACACACACACACAUUCGCCCGCUUACUCUCAAUCAGUGUCCCAAUUUUCUCAGUCUUGAUGCAUAGAUUAGAUGAUUUGAGAUUGCAGAUGCUCACACACACACACACACACACACACAUAGACAAUAUCAGAUGAGAUGAUUAUGGUAGAGUCACAGUUUGAUGUGGCCUUUCAUGUCUGCAUAUUUCGUCCUCAGUAUGCCCUCAUUAUGGCCUCACAAAGGUCAGCGUGCCUGUCAAAAUCUCUCUGCGUCCCAUCUUGAUUAAGAUCUAAUUCCACAGCAUGUUAUUUGUUUGUUGUACGUGUGCGUAUCAUCCAAAACCUGUCGUGCGUUCGUUUCUCCUUUGUAACGGAAGGGAAAACAUUUUGGGGUUGUUUCUGGAAGCUUUCAGUGAUGUAGAUGCGAGAUGAGCCAUUGCCAAAACAUAAUGACUUUAAUAGCGGUUAGUGAAUAUAUUACUUCUAUUGGUGCAAUAGUUUUUAAGAUUACACAGUGCCAGCUACGUAUUACGGCUGUCGAUUAAACAUGUUAAUAUAGUGCGUGUAUACUUGUACGUUAAUAUGAAAGUAAGGAAUUGCAGUAUUUAAAGCUUGAAUCCCCAGCUGCUACAAUAGACGAUGCGUUUCAGUAUACAAAAAUACACCCUGUCUAUUUGAGACAGUUUGACAAACUCCAUUACUUAAUGGAUUGCUGUGGCCAGUGACAGGCUUAUAUUUAACGAUAGACUUCCAAAUGCACUUUUUGUGAUGUCUCUUCAAUGCCUCAGUCGUGUAUUGUGCUGUCUUUGAAUUAUUUUAAUUUGAUGGCUUUUUUCAGUAAAUAUUGAUAGGCCUUUAUGCAAUUAAAUGAAAUGUUUUAACUAAUAAGCAAUUGACAGCCCUAUAAAAAACACACACAGGCUACAAGGAGUGUUUUUUAAUCACAUUGACCCAGGAUCAGUGUCUUCUAUUGUCACCUAAUGGUUUUGGAUGGACUAAUAUCGAUCAUAUUUGACUCCCGACCUGUAGAAAUACUAGGUGUUGACGUCAAGUCUGUUGUUUCAUGUCUCAUCUUUUAUUUCGAUGUGUUCUAACAUAGAGCUUUUUGUAAAUAUUUUAUGAAUACAGCUUUUAAAAGUGAUCUAUGAAUCAUUAACAUUUAUAAUGUAUACACUGAGAAUUAGAGUAAAUCUGUAGAAUUUAUCAAAUGUUUAUUGUAGAUUCUUUAUCUGGUUAUUGUAAUUAAUGUGAUGAUAAGGACGAUCUCUUCUUGAUGAAGUUAUUACAUUCUUUUUGCCAUUUCGACAUGCUUACAGUAUUAAGAAGAUAACCUAAUCUGACGUAGAUACUGUACGUUUAUGUAAUAUUAUGUUCAAAUGUAAAUCAAAGUGCUCUACAUGCAAGAGAGAGAAAAGGAUUUGUAAUGUUUUGAAGGGAAUCGCAUAUAAAAAAGCUACAAAUGGGCCGUUUGAGAUCCCAAAUACCCCGAUAAGGCCUCAUAGCCUAAGUAACGGGGUGAGUCUCAUGCCCACUCAGGGCUCUUGCUUUUCAGAGGAGGAAUCGUCCUUGCGGGAAAGAAGCCUGGGGUCUUGAACAGCGCUUAAUAACAACAGCCAUAUUGAAACCAAGCUACAAGAGGCACAACAUGGACAAAUUUUGGACUUUUCCUGACGACACUUUAAAAUAGUGACUUUGCUUGGACUCCAUGAAUUGAUUUCUCCUGUUUGUUUGUUUGUUUGUUUGUGCGUGGAUGACACCUGGACAUCACACUAAUCUCUAUAUUCGAGUUGAAGAACGAAAUGUGAAGGACAAAUAACAUCAGUCUGUCAGUGAAUCCACUUUUGCACUGACAAAAUUAUUCCAUUCCUGGAUGUGUCACUCUACAAGGACAUGGUUGGCUACCAUAAUAAUAACUGUGACUGGCAGGUUAGCAAUUUCACAUUGUUAAAAAAAAGUUUUAUUUAUUUGUUUGAAAUUCAGUCAUUGAGCAAUAAUUGCGGAUACUGGAACAUUUUUAACAAAACAGAUCAUCACUCACUUUUUUCGUAUUUUAUGCUACAUGAUUUUUAGACAGAUCCCAGCAGGCAUUUCAAUGUUGAUUCACAGUUGGAUCAACGUCAAGAAAAAGGUUGAAUCACUGUUGAAUUACCUUUUGACUUUGCAAAUUGAAUCAACGCUGAAAAAAAAUGAUGUUAUUUCAACUAAACUUCAACGUUGAUUUUUAAGCAUUUUCGUAACCUUUUGCAACUGUUUAGAAUUAACUGUUGUAUAAACGUUGAAACAAGAACUGACAUUAUUUCAACCAUAUUUUAAUGUUGAAACAAGAACUGACAUUAUUUCCACCAUAUUUCAACGUUGAAACAAGAACUGACAUUAUUUCAACCAUAUUUCAACGUUGAAACAAGAACUGACAUUAUUUUAACCAUAUUUCAACGUUGAAACAAGAACUGACAUUAUUUCAACCAUAUUUCAACGUUGAAACAAGAACUGACAUUAUUUCAACCAUAUUUUAACGUUGAAACAAGAACUGACAUUAUUUCAACUUUAUUUCAACGUUUAAACAAGAACUGACAUUAUUUCAACCAUAUUUCAACGUUGAAACAAGAACUGACAUUAUUUCAACCAUAUUUCAACGUUGAAACAAGAACUGACAUUAUUUCAACCAUAUUUCAACGUUGAAACAAGAACUGACAUUAUUUCAACCAUAUUUCAACGUUUAAACAAGAACUGACAUUAUUUCAACCAUAUUUCAACGUUGAAACAAGAACUGACAUUAUUUCAACCAUAUUUCAACGUUGAAACAAGAACUGACAUUAUUUCAACCAUAUUUCAACGUUGAAACAAGAACUGACAUUAUUUCAACCAUAUUUCAACGUUGAAACAAGAACUGACAUUAUUUCAACCAUAUUUCAACGUUGAA
Molecule: messenger RNA, 5860 nt
Organism: Misgurnus anguillicaudatus (oriental weatherfish)
Lineage: Eukaryota; Metazoa; Chordata; Actinopteri; Cypriniformes; Cobitidae
Gene: znf385c
Product: zinc finger protein 385C
Cellular component (GO): nucleus
Molecular function (GO): nucleic acid binding; zinc ion binding
Source: RefSeq, a predicted model, not a curated record